Naumovozyma dairenensis CBS 421 is the source of this 636-nucleotide messenger RNA. It is a transcript of the gene CUE1, whose product is annotated as Cue1p. The transcript has a single exon. Gene Ontology annotation, molecular function: ubiquitin binding. The record is from RefSeq and is a predicted model, not a curated record. Lineage: Eukaryota; Fungi; Ascomycota; Saccharomycetes; Saccharomycetales; Saccharomycetaceae. Bases 1 to 636 code for a protein of 211 amino acids.
AUGAGCCAAGCAAUCGUAACCAUCGUGGUCAUUAUAAUCGGACUUCUUUUCAUGAGAUGGGUAUUCCAAUCUGACCAACAUCCAUCAGCGCAAUCCCUUAACAGCUCAACCUCCUCGCAGCCUCAACAACAAAGAAACACCGCAAGAAAUGGUGCAAGAUCGAAUAGGAACAACAACAAUAACAAUCAUAAUAAUAAUAAUGGCAGGUAUCCUGUAACAAAUGAUAUGAUUCAAACAGUUCAAAACGUAGCUCCAGAUUUACAUAGAGAACAAAUUAGAUUCAAUCUACAACGAACAGGGUCUGUAGAAGAUACUGUGGAAAGUUACUUACGUGGUGAUAGUUUCCCUUUCCCACUUGGAUUCGUUGAAUCAAAUCCAAAUACUAGUAAUAAUAAUGCUGGUGGUAUCGGUGGUGGUAUUAGUAGUAAUGAUCCUAGAAAACAAAACAAUAUUAAAGCUGAAAAUUUAUUGGUGAAAUUCAACGUUUCAUUGAAUGAAUUUGAUUUAGAAAUCGAUGACCAAGAGUUUAAAAAAUUAGAUAUUACGGAAAGAAAGAAAUAUUUAAUUUGGAAAGCUAGGAAAGAUAUGGAAUUGAAAGUACAAAACGAUGUGGAAUUAUCAAAUUUGUUGAAAUAA